This is a messenger RNA of Arvicola amphibius (Eurasian water vole), 1972 nucleotides long. It is a transcript of the gene Taf1d, whose product is annotated as TATA-box binding protein associated factor, RNA polymerase I subunit D. Gene Ontology annotation, cellular component: nucleus; nucleoplasm; RNA polymerase transcription factor SL1 complex. NCBI's taxonomy places the organism in Eukaryota, Metazoa, Chordata, Mammalia, Rodentia, Cricetidae. Gene Ontology annotation, biological process: regulation of DNA-templated transcription. Bases 448 to 1212 code for a protein of 254 amino acids. The record is from RefSeq and is a predicted model, not a curated record. The transcript has 6 exons.
UAGUCCGGCUGCAGCGGGCGGGAACGGUCUUUUCGGCGUGGUGGAGGAGGAAGACUCCUGUGUCUGCGUUGGGAACCGGGUCAGACCGAACGGUGGGGGCCGCGGGUAGGGCAGGCCGGGGCUCUUCGUCGCCUGUCCGCACGGAGUCGGCACUGAGGUCGGGCGAGGCGGAGCGGGCCCUGCUCGGGGCCUUGGGCUCUGCCCAGGGCCUUCGCAGGCCGCGUGGGCUCCCGUCGCUGUCGGGAGGUACCGAGGAGAAUCCGGCCAGGAAGGUCCUCUAGGUGCCGUGUGCUCCCUGCCUACAUCUCUUAGCGCGCUUAGAGCCUCUUGUCGGUCUAACCACGGCGUGUGUUAACACCAGCAGCUUGACACCACGUGGCCUCCAAACUUGGAUAUUCACAGUUGGAAAGCACCAUACAGAAAACUGGGUAAGGCAGAGAGAAAGUGAUGGCUCAGUCAGAAGGGAACUCUGUUGACUGCAUGACACCUGAUAGAGCUGAUGACACUGGAAACCAAAGUGAUGACUCAUCUGAAAGCUUAUUUAAGACACAGUACAUUCCUUUACCCACACAAAAGCAAAGAAACCCUACUGCAAAACGUGUUAUUUCACCUGCGAACGUUGAAACUGACUCUUCAAGUGACUCCUCUAUAGAACCAAGGCCUUUGACUUUAAAGGCCAUUUUUGAAAGAUUUAAGAAAAAGAAACGGAAAAAGAGGAAAUACAAGCCAAAGUUGAGACCACGGGAAAGACCACCUGGAAUAAGAAGAAACCCUAGGAGGUCACAAAUAGAUAGGAAACAAAUUAAAAACAAAGGAGCUGUGCUUCCAUUCUUAGAAUCUGAAAAUGGAAGAAAACCCUUACCUUGGAAGAAAAUUUUAACAUAUGAGCAAGCUGUUGCAAGAGGAUUUUUUCACCACAUUGAAAAACUCAAGUAUGAACACCAUCUUAAGGAAUGCUUGGAACAAAUGCAUGCUGGGGAGGAUUUAGAAAAGGAAGACUUUGACAGCCGAAGAUACAAGUACAUGGAUGAUGAUGGUCCUCUUUCUCCCAUUGACGAGCCAUUAACAGAAGAUGAGGCAACAAGCCCUGAGUCUGAAUGCGAUAUCAAAUUGGUUCAAAACAGUUGCUUCAUAAUAAGCUCAGAAUUUCCAAAGAGAAAUUUAGAACAAAAGAAGACUAAGAAGGAAUCUGCAUUCUCUAAAAAAAACUAAGGGUAAACAUACUGCACAAGAGAGCACGCGGAACGGCCUGGAAAGGAGAUGUACAUCUGACUUAUUAAAGAAGGUAAAGAACACUCAGAAACAGUGACUUACUAGAAAGACAUGACUACAGGUGUUUCAUUUGGCAAGUACAUGAAGAAAGGACCUGAGCCAGCCUGCGAAAGAAGCCACAGAGGACUGAGAAAGCAAAUACUUAAGAAUUUCUUUUUAGAGCAUUAAAAACAAUUGUGAUAUUGAUCCUGGGAGAAAAAUGCUAAUAGGAAAUCUUACACGUCUUUCUGAUUUCAGGAACCCCAGCCCAGUGACUGGUUCCAAAGUUUUUAAAACAGAAUCAUAUCUUUGUGAGUGUUUAGCUUGCAUGAAUGUGUGUAUACAUCCUAGUACCCAGGGCCCUUGGAAAUGGAGUUUACAAAAUGGUUAUUAACCAGCCAUCUUGUGAGGUGAGGGAUGCAAGCUAAAUCACAACCUCUAAGAAUGCUUUUCUGUGAACAAACUUUUCAUACACUCUCCCAAACACAGCUCUAGGAUGCUACAUCCCUGUGUGCUAGCUUCUAAGUGUGUAGUUCUUUAGUUAAAAAGAGUGUGUCUUCCCCUAAGGAUGCUUCGUACAUCCUGUGGUCACAACUGUAAAGCUGGCUUUUGUGUCAGAUUUAUUUCUAUGGCCUUGGGCAGCACUUGUAUGUUUUGUUCAGCUGGUGGACAAAGGCAGGUUAGACAGGUGCAAAAAUAAAUCCUCUUUUGCAACCCAGAA